Molecule: messenger RNA, 2228 nt
Organism: Phascolarctos cinereus (koala)
Lineage: Eukaryota; Metazoa; Chordata; Mammalia; Diprotodontia; Phascolarctidae
Source: RefSeq, a predicted model, not a curated record
AUGGGGCCUCGCUGCGGCGGCCUCGCCCGGAGGCCCGAGAAGGGGAGGGGACGGGGACGACGACGGGGAGGAGGAAGGAAGGAGGCCGCGGAGCCGCCGCCGGGCUCACCGGGACCGGACGCGCCGGGUCGAGAUGGGUCCUCGCCGCCGCCACCUGUCGGGCCGAGCUCUCCUGCCGCCGCCGCCGCCGCCGGGCCUCCCUCCCUCCCAGACUCAAGCGCUGCCUCAGCCCCGGCCCCGCUCGGCCGGUCGGUCAGUCAGUCAGUCACUGCAGCAGCAGCAGCAGCAGCAGCAGCCGCCGCCUCCGCGCGCCUCCAGCCGAGUCUCAGGUCCUGCGGGGCGAGGGACCGAGAGGGGGAGCGUGACGUGAGGCCCCGCCCUCUUAAAGGGGCCACGGCCGCCCUCCGAGCGCCUGCCUGGCGGGGCGUGUGGCGGGCUGCUGGGUGUGGGUCCGUCGGUCUUUGUGUGGGCGUCUGUAUAUCCAAGUGCUUGUCUGGAGCCAAAAUGCUGUGUCCUGGGGAUAUGAUAACAGACUUUUAAUGGAGGCAGAAUGGGAAGGGCUCUCCAAUCACAGUAGGAAUUAGUCAAGAGGAAUCAACCAGCUCAGCACUGUUAAAAAGGAGCUACCCAGCUUCUUUUCAGACUGAGGUUGAAUCCUUCUUACCCUUCCGGGACCAUCAGAAAAGGCAGAGGAGGAGAAAUCCCUUGAAACAAGCCCAGAGACUUACCCUGUUGAUUUCAGAAAAGCCUCUUUUAUCAGUGUCAGCCACUUGGACUGAAGCCCUGCUUAAUAUCCUUCCUUCCCUCUCUCCCUACGGGGCCUCCCUUGAAAGCCUUUGAAAGUGACAAGAGGGGAGGGAAGAAAACCCUCAGCCACAGCCUGGCUCAGAGCUGGAGCCACAGAAGGCAACCGGCAUUACACUCCCAUAGACCAUGGCGAUACCACCAGCUUCCCCGUUUCUGGGAGGAAUUUGCAGCUGUCAGCAAGCACCCAGGAUUUGCAACUCUCAAGUGGUGGAUAAGGGGAGCCUCCUGCUUCAUCCUGUGCCCCAGGAUGAAGGAAUAAUCAGGAAGGUGACCCUUCUUAAAGCACUGGGACUGCUCCCACCAAUUAGAGUCUGCUAGCGUAAGACUAAUAAAGACAAAAUGGGCAGAUAGAUGUGGGAAUGCUUUGGAAAUUCAUGAAUUUAGAAACAGGGUGUAGCAACUUCUUCAUUUGCUGCCCUUUCUCCCCACUGUUCAUCUUUAUGAGAUCAUGUGUUUCCUAAGAUAAUUCCACUCCUUAAGAAUUCAUCUUAUGCAGUGAUGUUAAUUCAUCUUCCUCAGAAGUGACAGAAUUAAAGUGAUACCCCAAGUAAAGGGGGUAUUUAGAAAUCAGGCUACCUAAAUUGUUCUAAAUUCCUUGUGUCAUCUCCUAAGAUAGUCCUCCCCCUCUUCCAGUUUCCCCCCAUCCCAGCACACACACACACACACACACACACACACACACACACACACACAUCCUUCCUUUCUAACUUGUAGGCAGGCGAUGACACAAAUGUUAGUGUCAUUCUAUCACACUCUGCUACAAUCACUGAAUCUUAGAACUAGAAGAAAAGUUAGAAACCAUCCAGUCCAACCCAGACCUGAGCAAGAAUCUUCUUUAUUAACAAGUUGUCAACCAGCCUUCAUCUGAGGACCUGCAGUAAGUGGGAACCUACCAGCUCCCAAAGCAGCUCAUUCCACUUUUAGAAAGCUCUCAUUAUUGGGAAGUUUUUUUUCCUGACACCUGCUAGAAAUCUGCCUCUCUGAAGCUUCCACUCAUGGGUCAUAGUUCUGGCUCUUAGGACAAACAGAACAAAUCAAAGCCCUAUUCCAAAGGACAGGCCUUCAAAUACUUGAAAGCAAUGACCAUUUUCUCCUCGCCAGACUAAACAUCCUAAGUCCUCCUACUGAACCUCAGAAGUCAUGGCCUUGAGGCACUUGAGCACCCCAGUUACCCCAUUCUGGACACUCUCCACUUGUUCCUGUCUUUCCUAAAAUUAAACUGAAUACCAUAUUGCACAGGCAGUCUGAGCAAGUCAGAGUCCAGUGGAAUAACAUUAGCUUCAUUCCAGACAGUGCAGCUCUCUUAAUGAAGCCAAAGAUUGCCUUUGGGGAAUGCCAAGUCAUACUCAAACACCUUAUUCUCUUCAUUUCUCCAUUCCUUUUUUUUUUUCAACUCUUCUGUUCUUUUCUCCUACCUCUGA